Messenger RNA from Talaromyces stipitatus ATCC 10500, 778 nucleotides. RefSeq lists its product as uncharacterized. The transcript has 4 exons. NCBI's taxonomy places the organism in Eukaryota, Fungi, Ascomycota, Eurotiomycetes, Eurotiales, Trichocomaceae. The record is from RefSeq and is a predicted model, not a curated record. The coding region runs from base 218 to 634 and encodes 138 amino acids.
GUACCACGCGAGGUUCGGUACCAAGAUAUUCAACAGUGUAAUCGAGCCCUGCUCAAUUGAAUGAUAUAUAAAAGGCUGAGAAGUGAUCUUUUCCCGGCGCGUCAAAUCUUGGUUACCUUAGUCUUUUUUCCCCUAUCGAUAUUGAUUAAACAGAAUCCAUACGCGCCGAAAACACUAUUUAACACAUCAUCAAUCAAUUCUUCCGAAUUUUUUCAACAUGCAAUUCCUCAAGACAUUCUUGUUGGGUGCGUUGACUUUUGUAGUCCCGGCUUCAGCGGCCACUAUUCAGAAGAGGGACACCGUUGAUGUCUUCAUCUGGGGCAGCGCAAACUUCAACGAUUACACCGAAUCCUAUACCUUCAACCCCGGCGAAUGUCAGGCGAUUACUGCCCCAUCAUCAGGGAGCGUGGGCUCCGCAACAGUUGACGAGAAUGCUAGUUGCAACGUAUACGCGAGCUCCGACUGCUCGGGUAAUGUAGCAGGAACAUUCAGUGCUCCGGGUAUCUCUGAUACUGGCUCCCUUCGGAGCAGCUUCGGAAGCGUCGUGUGCACGAUUCCUGGGAGUGGGAGCGGUGGUAGUGCAAGCACAACUUCGACCGCUGCCAGUGAGCCAACUGACGUUUGUGAUCUGUAAGAGGGUUGAAUGGUACGAGGUAUCGGUAUACAGUGCAGUACUGCACGGCAAUAUUAGUGACGAGGAAUUCACCAUGCAAUUAUCGUUGACAGCUAUGCGCCUGAGGUUGGUGAUAGUAUUCCAGGGCAAGAUCCCAGAUUGAAG